This is a messenger RNA of Chara braunii, 1045 nucleotides long. NCBI's taxonomy places the organism in Eukaryota, Viridiplantae, Streptophyta, Charophyceae, Charales, Characeae. The record is from the annotation of a GenBank genome assembly.
UUUUGUCAGCAACAGCCACAACAACAAGAUCAGCAGCAAUCUGCAAAUUCUUUCAGUGAAUGGGCUGCCGCAUUUCAGGCUUAUUAUGGGUCGGGAGCGCAGCCUCCUCAUGGAGCAGGAUAUUACCCCUCUGCCACCUCAGCUCCUCAGCCUCAUCAUCCUUAUAUCUGGGGUAGUCAGAUGAUGCCUUAUGGUGCCCCUCCACCUCCAUAUCCGGCGAUGUACCCUACAGGAGCUAUGUAUCACCCGUCUAUCCCUCCGGGCACUCCUCAUCCAUAUGGCCAAUUCAGCACAGCUGCGAUGCCGACUUCAACGGGAACAGACACACCGACGGCACGACCAAAGGUGCCGGCAGGUUCAAAUGGAGAAGCAAAGACAGCAGAAGGCAAUGGGUCGAGUCUUCCUUCUGGAACGGCGUUGAAAGGUUGUAAGAGCAACUUGAGUCUCGUCCCGCCGGGAAGUGCUGGAGACACUGCAAAGACCGGACACAACUCCGGCGAUGGCCUGUCCAACAGUGGAGACAGCGGCGGAAGUGACGACACUAGUGAUAGCGAGGACGAACUUGGACCGCAUUUGAUACAAGCGCCACGCAUUCGGCGGUCACGCCACACGUCUUGAUCAAGACCUGCCUUAACCCACUCAGCCUGUUUGGUCUGAUUGGAGGCGACCGUCCCUUGACUCCUAGGUUGGCCCUUCCCUCGGCCACCUGCCUUAGUCUUUACUACCGCGGCGGGGGUGCUACCCUUAGCUAUCUCCUCGCUGUCAAACUCUGUGUAGUCCACCAGGUCAGAGAGCUCGUCAAUCUCUGUUUGAGUCCCAUCAGACUCCACCAUCAUCAACUCCGCCCCCUUCUUCUUCCACUCCUGAGGACUCUUCUUCUUCUUUGAGUCAUUUCCUGAGAUGGGUUGAGCAUUGCCUAGCGUGGCCUCCAAAUCUAAAGCCUUCCUAGACAAUGUCUCAAAUGAGUGGUACUCGGUGCGUGCCUCACUGGCUAGUAAGUUCCUGAUGUUCUCUGGAAGACAUCUAAUGAAAGUAGUUAACAGGA